AUGACAGACUCCCUCGAGUGCCAGAUCUGCCGGCAGUCCAAACGCCGACUCAAGGUACUGUCUUGUUUUCAUUCCUUCUGCCAGCAGUGUCUCGAAAAGUUUCUGAAGAAACAGAAGGUUAAAACUGAGCUAGAUUGCCCCACAUGUCGCAGCAAGACUUUACUUCUGGAUGGCGGGGUCGCGGGACUGAAAGAUAAUUUCUUCGUGGAGAGCCUGGAGGAUACGCUUGACGAGUAUUUCGGAAACACGGCCGCGAAGGCAAAUGGAGACAAACUCGCUUUUCUUGCGAAAAGGAAGGUGGACAACCUCAAGAGUGCUGAGCAACAAGCGCAAGCACAACAGGCCGAGAUGGAAAAAAAUGUCACCGAAACUAUCGAAAAGAUUAAGAGAAAAGCAGAGCAAACUAGGAAGGAGUUAAUCGCGCUUGUCAAUCAACAAGAGGCCGAGUUACUGAGUGAUGUAAACGAGUUGAGCCAGGCCAGGAAUAAGGAGUUCUCCACCGCUAUAAAAGACAUCAAAAAGGCGACUGUGGCGUUAGAGGAGGACAUUAAGAUCAUGACGCUUGGUGGAGAAGUUAGCAGUAGACUGAAGCUACUGUUACAGACAGAGCUUACCGAGAUUACAGGGGACUUACCUGCGAAGGCCUUCAUCGAUUUUGAGGAGGACGAGGCGGCAGACAUGGUCGAGCCUCGCCUUGGAGAAGUCAAGACAAUGGUAUUCGAAGCCCGUUUCACGACCCUCGGUACCACCGGUCGUCUGGGCCCGACCAGCCUGGGGACCCACUACCGCGGACAGGACCACGAGGGGCUGGUGCAGCUGAAGGACGGGAUUCAGUACUUCACUGUACCUGAUACAGGGAAGUACAGGGUAGAGGCGGCAGGUGAGGUGUUGAAAAUACUUGUCGGCCAAGAGGGAGCGGAGACCGAUUCAGGCUUUUUUUGUGUAGGCGGUGGAGGCGGGACCUUCGUCACCAAGACGGACAACACGCCGCUGAUCGUGGCGGGGGGUGCGGGGGGAGGUUAUAAGAUAUAUCAUGUUAGAAACCUCCACAGUGACGGUACAAGAUCGACAGUAGGGCAGUACAGCUCAGGUGGUCGGUCACAUUUUGAAGGAGGGUCUGGUGGAAAAGGCGCCACAAAGGGGGACAAGGAUAAUGUAGGUGGGGGAGGCGGGGGGCUCCUAACGGACGGCGCGAGCGGGAAAGUGCACUUUGGUGGCACUGAUGGGAGUAAUGGGGGUGAGGGUGGGAAGGCUUUCGUGAACGGUGGAGUCGGUGGGAGGGGGGUGUUGUACAAUGCAGAGGGCGGGUUUGGAGGAGGGGGAGGGAGUUAUGGUCGUGGAGAUUCCACUCGAUGUGAUGGCUGCUUCUUCGUGUCCGAAGAUCAUCCACUCGAUGUAGUCCACUAG
Branchiostoma floridae (Florida lancelet) is the source of this 1407-nucleotide messenger RNA. Its product is annotated as keratin, type I cytoskeletal 9-like. Bases 1 to 1407 code for a protein of 468 amino acids. The transcript is spliced from 4 exons. The record is from RefSeq and is a predicted model, not a curated record. NCBI's taxonomy places the organism in Eukaryota, Metazoa, Chordata, Leptocardii, Amphioxiformes, Branchiostomatidae.